Molecule: messenger RNA, 1053 nt
Organism: Penicillium expansum
Lineage: Eukaryota; Fungi; Ascomycota; Eurotiomycetes; Eurotiales; Aspergillaceae
Exons: 4
Coding region: 1-1053 (350 amino acids)
Biological process (GO): protein polyubiquitination; proteasome-mediated ubiquitin-dependent protein catabolic process
Molecular function (GO): ubiquitin conjugating enzyme activity; lyase activity
Source: RefSeq, a predicted model, not a curated record
AUGGCGGAGCGCAUCUUGAUGAACGAAUUCAAGGGCCUUCUCAAAGAGAAGUGGGUUCACGUCCAGUUGCACGAUGACGACAUCUUCAACUGGGAUGUCGCCCUGAUCGUGAUCAACCCAGACUCCAUGUACUACGGCGGCUACUUUAAGGCCUCAAUGACGUUCCCAUCCAACUACCCCUAUGCUCCACCAAAGUUCCGUUUCCUGCAACCCCUCCACCACCCAAACAUUUACACCAACGGCAAACUAUGCAUCUCCAUCCUUCACGCGCCCGGCGAAGACGAAAUGUCCGGCGAACUUGCGUCGGAGCGCUGGUCCCCCGCGCAGCGCGUUGAAUCGGUUCUUAUCUCCAUUAUCUCUCUGCUUGACGAUGCCGAGCCUUCCUCCCCCGCGAACGUCGAUGCUGCCGUCCUGUUCCGCAAUGAACCCGAAGUCUACCGCCAGCUUGUUAAGGCCGAUGUCGAGAAGUCGAAGCUCGAUAUUCCUGCCGGUUUCGAGAUGCCCACACACGAUACUCCCGUCCGCGAGCCGGUGGAAAAGGAAGAUCAUGACUUCUGGGCCGAUAGCGAUGUCGACAGCGAUGUUUUCGGUGGCAGCGACUCUGACGACGAACUCGACAUGGGCCAGUCUAGCGGCAGCGAUAUGGAGGAGGACGAGGAUGAAUCGGCAGACGAUGGUUCCACCGAGACGAAGAAGGUUGAGAAGCUUCUACAACAUAGUCGGGUGCAUAGCAGGCGGAAGCAAACACACCGCAACAACCACAGCCCGCAACGCCCAUCUCCCUUCUCAGCACCACCUAUUUCACACCUCCUCGGUACAAACAUUUCCACCGACGCCAUGCACGCGGCACUCUUCAACGGAAUCGCCUCACACAUCCACGAAUAUGACGACACACACCUAGGCACAAUCAUCCACCUAACAGGACCAGUAACAUGUGCACUCCUCGCUAUAAUCCCGGCCCUCUUACGUCCCGUUUCCGGGGCCGAGUUCAUAACCGCGCUAGUCGCUGGCAUUGAAGCCGAGGGUAAAAUCUUUUUGUUCUAUCAGGAGUAA